AUAAAAUGUUCGAAAUGCAAGCAUCAAUAGUCAUUUGUAUACGAUAACGCGAGUUCGUAAAAUGUUUUUAAAAUUUAAUAAAUUAUUUUUAAAUAUAAUAUUUACUAUAUUAUGUUUUAUUAAUACAAUAUCAAUAGCAAUUGACGCAUGUGUAAUAAAUUUCAAUCAAAAUCCCACCUUGAAGCCAACAAUUUUACUUAAAAUCGGUUCUCAUAGUGUUGAUUUACCAUUAAAAGAUGUGGAUACCCAUUUAACAUUGUUUGAAAAUCAAGAAAUAGAAGCCCUAUGCCCUACAACAUUUGAAUAUCCCGAACUUUACAAUACUAAACGUAAACUUAAUAUUAAAUGUGAACAUAAUUAUUUGUAUUUACAAAACAGUUACGGAGACUAUGAAAGCUACUCGAGUAGUAUCAAUUUAAAGUGUUCAUCCAUAAAAUGGAAUUUAUAUGAAACCUUUAACAAUUUUGUAUGGUGUCCAUCAAAUGUAACUUCCUAUCUUUUGGCCAGACCAACUGAAUCUUUAACAUCAAAUUAUCAAUAUUUGGCUGGCAUUUGUUAUGACAUCCAUAAUCUCUCUUUUAAAUCCUUGUACUAUACAAUCACACCGAAACAUUCUGAAUCGUUGCAUCCAAACCUAUUGAGCACACUUUAUGAGCCCAGCUUAGAAUUGAAAUAUAUAAAGGAAACGUUUCCUAUAAAAAGUGUAACUGAAACUGAAUACGAUAGUCCGGUCGUUCAAGAUUGGAUUAAUUAUUCACAAUAUAAUUAUGGUUCCAUUAUACACAAUUCUAUUUUGAAUGAUGAAUUUAACCAUGAAUUGGGUUCUAUAUUGGAUCUAGCUUGGUGGCCUAAUUUACGUUUAGGCAAUUGGAAACGUUACGAAAACGCCCUGACAAAACAUAUCGAAAGACAACAGCAAGCAUAUGAUAUUUUAUCGGGUGUAUCGGGUGUCGCAACGGUACCGAUCAUUAAAACUUGCGAAAGCAAUUUUACGUUAAAGGAAUUGAUUGACAAUAGAAAUCGUAUAAUACCAAUGUAUGUAUGGAAUUAUUUACGAUCGACUAGCAAUAGUUCGGAUGAAAUUGUUAUAAUUGGUUUUAAUUCGCCAUUUUAUGAGUUUUAUUCGGAAAUGGAUAUUAUAUUUUGUACUGACAAAUGUCAAGAGAUUCCUUGGUUGAAAGAUGUCAGUACAACUUUUCGUUAUAGCGCUAUGGGUGUCAUUUUCUGCUGUAGUGUCGACGAUGUUAAAGCAUCACAACGUUUGGAUGGUUUUCCUGUAAACGGUUUGGAUGCUGCUCCCGAAAAAUUUAUACAUAAUAUUUCUGUAGACGCUACAACUGCUCUACCUGAAUAUAACAAUUAUUAUUAAAAUUUAUAUUUAUUCAAAAAUUUGUUUUGUUAAAAAUUUAUAUAUAUUUUAAUUGUUAUACUCUUUUACCAAUUAUAAAUAAACUGAUAUUCUGUAAAAGAGUA
Lucilia cuprina (Australian sheep blowfly) is the source of this 1473-nucleotide messenger RNA. RefSeq lists its product as uncharacterized. Lineage: Eukaryota; Metazoa; Arthropoda; Insecta; Diptera; Calliphoridae. The record is from RefSeq and is a predicted model, not a curated record. The coding region runs from base 62 to 1369 and encodes 435 amino acids. The transcript has 5 exons.